Messenger RNA from Peromyscus leucopus (white-footed mouse), 2111 nucleotides. It is a transcript of the gene Znf394, whose product is annotated as zinc finger protein 394. The record is from RefSeq and is a predicted model, not a curated record. Lineage: Eukaryota; Metazoa; Chordata; Mammalia; Rodentia; Cricetidae. The transcript has 3 exons. Gene Ontology annotation, biological process: regulation of transcription by RNA polymerase II. Bases 190 to 1707 code for a protein of 505 amino acids. Gene Ontology annotation, molecular function: DNA-binding transcription factor activity, RNA polymerase II-specific; RNA polymerase II cis-regulatory region sequence-specific DNA binding.
AAUGACGCAUUUCCGGCCUGGGUUUGUUUUCCUGUCACCAGUUAAAGAGAGAACUAAAGGCCGUGAUCACGGGUAUGUGGUGUCUGUAGUGGCCUGUUCGGGGUCUCGUUUGUGGAAGAGGGUGGCAGUGCGCCCCGUUUUUCCCUUCUUUAAAAAAAAAAAAGUUCGAGCUGGACGGUCCAGAGACUGAUGGCUGCGGGUGCCGGGCUUUGUACGGUGAAAGUGGAGGACUCACCUGGGAGUCAGAGGUUCUCCGGAUCCGGGGAUUGGCAGAACCCCGAAACUUCUCGAAAACAGUUCAGGCAGUUGCGCUACCAGGAAGUGGCCGGCCCGGAGGAGGCGCUGAGCCGACUCUGGGAGCUCUGUCGGCGGUGGCUGAGGCCGGAGCUGCGCUCCAAAGAGCAGAUCCUGGAGCUGCUGGUGCUGGAGCAGUUCCUCACCAUCCUGCCGCAGGAGCUCCAAGCCUGCGUGCGGGACCACUGCCCCGAGAGCGGGGAGGAGGCUGCGGCCUUGGCGCGGACUCUACAAGGAGCACUGGACCGGGCUCCACCCCAAGGCUUUGUGACGUUCAAGGAUGUGGCUGAAUCUCUGACCUGGGAAGAGUGGGAGCAGCUGGCUGCAGCUCGGAAGGGUUUCUGCAGAGAGAGCACAAAGGAGCCUGGGAGCAUCGUUCUGCCUGGCUUGGAAACCAGCGCUUCGAGCACAGACUGGAUUCCAAAGCAAGAAACUUUAAAGGAAGCAGAGCCACAGGCAUGGACACAAGACGUAUCCCAAGGAAAGGUCCCACGAUUUACUAAGGGUGGUGACACCCUUGAGGACUGGGAAGAAAAGCAGCCAAAAGACACUGUAGCGCUGCAACUCCAGAGCGCUGCUGAGGAGCAAGGACGAACCACCAUCUCACAUCUCACUGGUGUGUCCAAGGAAGAAGGAGUUUCUAAAAAUAGUGAACUGGGCAACAGUGCCAGCUUUGGCCUUGGUCAGCACAGCCAGACAGCAAAGAGGCUCAGUACCAGUGGUGAAUAUGGGAACGACCACAAACAAGGCUUCCAUGGGAAAUGCCAUGCAGUGAAACCUCACAACCCUGUGGACAGUAGUUUGGGGCUCCAUGAAGACAAACCCUAUAAAUGUGACAGCUGUGAGAAGAGGUUCAGACAGCGCUCAGACCUUUUUAAACACCAGCGGACCCACACAGGCGAGAAGCCCUAUCAGUGCCACGCAUGUGGGAAAAGCUUCAGCCAGAGUACCGCCCUUGUUAAACACCGGCUGACACACACCGGGGAGAAGCCGUACGCAUGCCCAGAAUGUGGGGAGUGCUUCAGGCAGAGCUCACAUCUCAGUCGGCAUCAGAGAACCCAUGCCAGUGAGAAGUACUAUAAAUGUGAGGAAUGUGGGGAGAUCUUUCAUAUCUCCAGCCUUCCUAAACAUCAGAGACUACACAAAGGGGAGAGACCGUAUAAAUGUGAGCACUGCGGAAAGAGCUUCAGACAGCGCUCAGACCUCUUCAAGCACCAGAGAAUCCACACGGGAGAGAAGCCCUAUGUGUGUUUUGUCUGUGGGAAAAGCUUCAGUCAGAGUGCAACCCUCAUUAAACACCAGAGAACUCACACCGGAGAAAAGCCUUACAAAUGUCUUCAGUGUGGUGAAAGAUUUAGACAGAGUUCACACCUUGUCCGACACCAGAGAAUCCACCGAACUAGAGUCUCCUAGCUUUCAUAUGUCUCUGCGUGACUCAUGUGGUGGGUUUGCUAUUGCUGCUAUUUCUGAGAAAAAGGUCUCACUGUGCAGCCUUGGCUGACCUGGAAGUAGCUAUGUAGACCAGGCUGGCCUCAAACUUGUAGAUCAACCUGCCUCCACAUCUGCCUCCUGAGUGAUGAGAUUAAAGGUGUACGCCGCCGUGCCCAGCAUGACUUGUGUUUUAAUUGUUCAGUUGUUUCUUUAUCCAGAAACUACGUUCUUUGUCAUUUGGAACAUUUCAGUCACUCAUAGACAGAUUUCCCUAGGCCUCUCACAUUAGACAGAUUAGGUCUGAUUUGAACCAUUUUUGUUUGUUUUUUGAGACAGUCUCAUUAUGUAGUUCUGGCUGUCCUGGAAUAUACUAUGUAGACCUGGCU